GUGCAUGUACAAUCUUCAUGUGUCAAUUUAGUAAUUAGGAGCAAUUUAAAUAAGAAGUACAAAUACAAAUCCUUUACGUUUUUCUACUCUCUCUCUCCUCCCAAUCAACCUCUCCCUUUCUUCUUCUUCUUCAAUGGCGAUUGGAGCAAUGCUUAGGGCUUUCCGACUUCGCAACGCAAGCUUUUCUCUCCGACAAUCCACCACUUCACGAUUUAUUAGCACAUUGGUGUUGGCUGAACAUGAAGGAGGUUCCAUCAAGUCAUCGUCUAUUAGUUCUGUAGAGGCUGCAAAGUGUUUAAGUAAGGAUAAUUCGAUCUCCAUGCUAUUGGCCGGUUCUGGUCCCUCUCUCCAACAAGCUGCAACACAUGCUUCCUUGUGCCAUCCCUUAGUUUCGCAGGUGCUUGUGGCUGAUUCAGAUAAAUUUAUGCAUCCUUUAGCUGAAACUUGGGCAAAUCUGGUUGAAUUAGUUCAGAAGAAAGGUGGAUACACACAUAUUCUUGCUGCUUCUGGCUCAUUUGGUAAAAAUAUAUUGCCCCGUGCAGCUGCGCUUUUAGAUGUUUCUCCAGUAACUGAUGUAACUGAGAUAUCUGGGUCUCAUCAAUUUGUGAGGCCAAUAUAUGCUGGAAAUGCUCUUUGUACAGUUAAAUAUACUGGUGAGUCUCCAUGCAUCUUGACUGUCCGUGCUCCUUCAUUUCCAGUUCCAGCAUCUGAAACAAGAUCCGAUGCUGCUCCCAUUACUCAGGUUGAUCUCUCAGCCUUUGGUGAAGAAAUUCUGGAGAAAUCUAGAUUUGUAAAGCGUAGCACUCAGGAAACCGAGCGCCCAGAUCUUGGAAAUGCACGCAUUGUAGUGACCGGAGGACGAGGUUUAAAAAGUGCUGAGAAUUUCAAGAUGAUCGAGAAGCUUGCUGAGAAACUUGAUGCAGCAGUUGGAGCUACACGUGCUGCUGUUGAUGCAGGAUUCAUUCCCAAUGAAUUACAGGUUGGACAGACAGGAAAAAUUGUUGCGCCAGAGCUGUACAUGGCUUUUGGGGUAUCAGGAGCCAUUCAACACGUGGCUGGCAUGAGAGACUCCAAAGUCAUUGUAGCGAUAAAUAAGGAUGCAGAUGCCCCCAUAUUCCAGGUGGCGGACUAUGGGCUUGUUGGUGACCUGUUCGAAAUAAUACCGGAAUUGCUAGAGAAACUACCAGAGAAAAAUAAAAAAUUGUAAAUUUUAGUGACAGGGCUCACUGUAUAUGACCAUCAAGGCAUCGAUAUGACAAAUUGACAAGGCCUGUCUUACACAAGGUGCUGUUAUUUACAAGCCCUCAGUUUUAGUUGUAGCAGUUCAGGACCUGUGGAAACGUUUUAAUUCUAUUCAUAUCCUUUUACAGUAAUGAACUAGACUUUGUAUUCCCUGGAAAAAUAACAUACUCCUUAUCAAUUUCUUGUUAAAAUUGAAAAAAAAAACCUUGCCUAUAAAUCCUAUAAUACUUGGCACGUUUCCGUAUUUACUUACUA
Molecule: messenger RNA, 1497 nt
Organism: Chenopodium quinoa (quinoa)
Lineage: Eukaryota; Viridiplantae; Streptophyta; Magnoliopsida; Caryophyllales; Amaranthaceae
Product: electron transfer flavoprotein subunit alpha, mitochondrial-like
Exons: 8
Coding region: 134-1207 (357 amino acids)
Cellular component (GO): mitochondrion
Molecular function (GO): electron transfer activity; flavin adenine dinucleotide binding
Source: RefSeq, a predicted model, not a curated record